This is a messenger RNA of Adineta steineri, 1779 nucleotides long. The record is from the annotation of a GenBank genome assembly. Lineage: Eukaryota; Metazoa; Rotifera; Eurotatoria; Adinetida; Adinetidae.
AUGAUGACAACAACAAAUGGAAAAAGAACAGCAUAUGAGUUAUUAUCAAAGAAAAAAACUAGCAAUGGUACAGAACAACAGUAUUGUUCAUCGGAAAUUGAAAUUAUGGAACCUGAUACAUACGGUGGUUUACUUAAAUCAACACCUUUAACUCAAACAUUAGUUCUUCCAAAUGAUUCACUUACACAACCUCCAUCAAUUUCAUCAUCGAAUACAAAUACGUAUGAUAUACGUUCAUCAUCAUCUCGUCGUCAUUAUUAUAAAAAACGUCAUGAAAAUGUUUCAUCAAUGGAUGAUCAUGAUGAACGUAUUGAAGUUAAAAUUCUUCCACAAGAUGAUAAUUGGGGUGAAACAACAACAAUAACAUGUAAUGGUGGUAAUGAUGAUAUUUUAACAACGAAUAAUGAUACAACUAUACAAAUAAAUGAUCCUAUACAAUAUAUAUCAAAUAAAAUUAAUCAUCGAACACGUUCAGUUUUAAUCUGCCAUUUUAUUAUUUAUUUUCUUUGUCUCAUUGCUUUUAUAUCACCUAUAUUAUUUCUUUCAUUACCAUAUACAUUGAAUAGAUAUGAUAUAAUAUCUAUUAAUGAUUAUACAUUAUUAUUAACAAUUAUUUUUAAAUUAUUAUUUUUAUUUCUUGGAACAUUAUUAUUCUUUCAUCGACGACGAAAUACAAUUUAUUUACCACGUAUUCACUUACAAAAAUUACUUUUUAUGAUUAUGUUAACAAUAAUUAUUUUUACUUAUUGGUUAUACUAUUUAUUCAAAUUAUUACCAUUAUAUGUGGAAAAAUAUAAUCAAAUUUUAUCAAUGACAUCAACAUAUGAAGAUUUACUUUUAUUUUUAUUAAUAUUAAUGAUUAUUAUUUUAGAAAUUAAAUGGUUAUAUCCGAAAUGGAUUGUUAAAAUUGUACGAUCACCAGAUGGACAAACAAGACAAUAUACUAUUGGUUCAAUGUCCAUACAAGAAGCAAGUAUUUAUUUACUUGAACAAUAUUAUAAAGAUUUUCCUGUAUUUAAUCCAUGGCUGGAAAAUGCACAUCAAACACAAGCAAAACAGCAUGGAGCAUUUUCAGUGAAAUCUAAUGGAUCACAAUCCAAUACAUCGACACUUAUCGGUGGUACAAAUGGAAAUAAAGAUCUCGCACAAGCUAUACGAGGAUAUAAUGAUCGAUUCUAUGCAGAACUUGAUUAUGAACGUCGUGUACGAAAACGUCGUUCAAAAUUAAUAAGUUCAUGUGAUGAAGCAUUUACACAUGUUCGAAAAUGUUUCGAAGAAAAAUAUAGUUCAAAUAUAUCUAUGGAUGCCCGAGAAGCAGCUCAAGCUGUAUUUUCUUCUAUGUCACGUUCACUUCAGAAAUAUCUUCGAAUAACACGUCAACAACCAUAUUUUACUCGAGAAACAAUUAUUUCUCAUUUAUCAACAUGUUUAUCACAUGAUUUAUCUCCUCGAACAUUUCUACAACGUUACAUACAAACGGAAUCUCAACCAUUAGCAACAUUACUUUUUCCAACAUUAUCUAAUGAUAAUAUUGAACAAUCUUGGACAAUUAUAUGUGAUUCACAAUCACAUAUUAAUGAUAAUGAAGAUAAAAAAUUAAUAUCAAUUAAUCAAUCUAUAUAUAAAAAUUUAAUAUUUGUACUUAAACAACAAAAUGCGGAACAUAUUGCAUUAAUAUGUACAUUUCAUGAAAUACCACGAAUACAUUUAAUAGAGAAAUUUUUCGAUAUUAAAUAUAAUAAAUUUGUUUUAAAACUUAAUUCAGAAACAUCAGUUUAA